GCUGCUUUUGACCCUCCAAACCUGCCAUGGGCUUCUGGGUCAGAGCUCGGGGUCUCUGGCUUUAGGGGGCCUGGAUUUGGGCUUCUGACCUUCCCUCACCCUGACCCGAGGAUCAUGGAGUCCAACCUGCAGGGGACAUUCCUGCUGAACAACACGCCACUGGCUCAGUUCUCGGAGAUGAAGGCCCCCGUGUGCCAGUACUCCGUGCAGAACUCCUUCUACAAGCUCAGCCCUCCGGGGCUGGGCCCCCAGCUGGCCGCCGGCACCCCCCACGGGAUCACGGACAUCCUGAGCAGGCCCGUGGCCACGCCGAACAGCAGCCUCCUCUCCAGCUACCCCCACGUGGCAGGCUUUGGUGGACUCAGCUCCCAGGGGGUCUACUAUGGACCCCAGGUGGGGAAUUUUCCCAAGGCUGGCAAUGAGUACCCCACCCGGACCCGGAACUGCUGGGCGGACACGGGCCAGGACUGGCGAGGCGGGAGGCAGUGCAGCAACACCCCAGAUCCCCUGAGCGACAGCAUCCACAAGAAAAAGCACACCCGGCCCACCUUCACGGGCCACCAGAUCUUUGCCCUGGAGAAGACCUUUGAGCAGACCAAGUACUUGGCUGGCCCUGAGAGGGCACGGCUGGCAUACUCACUGGGGAUGACUGAGUCACAGGUCAAGGUGUGGUUCCAGAACCGAAGGACCAAGUGGCGGAAGAAGAGCGCCCUGGAGCCGUCGUCCUCCACGCCCCGGGCCCCGGGCGGCGCGGGAGCGGGCGGGGAGCGCGCCGCCUCGGAGAACGAGGACGACGAGUACAACAAGCCGCUGGACCCCGACUCAGACGACGAGAAGAUCCGGCUGCUGCUCCGCAAGCACCGCGCUGCCUUCUCGGUGCUCAGCUUGGGCGCCCACAGCGUCUGA
Messenger RNA from Mustela erminea (ermine), 906 nucleotides. It is a transcript of the gene NKX6-3, whose product is annotated as NK6 homeobox 3. Gene Ontology annotation, cellular component: nucleus. The coding region runs from base 115 to 906 and encodes 263 amino acids. The record is from RefSeq and is a predicted model, not a curated record. Lineage: Eukaryota; Metazoa; Chordata; Mammalia; Carnivora; Mustelidae. Gene Ontology annotation, molecular function: DNA-binding transcription factor activity, RNA polymerase II-specific; RNA polymerase II cis-regulatory region sequence-specific DNA binding. The transcript is spliced from 3 exons. Gene Ontology annotation, biological process: regulation of transcription by RNA polymerase II; cell differentiation.